AUGUCCGGCUGUACGAACUUCUUCCGCAACAUAUUCUCGUUUGAUGGGAUUUUGAAAUCUAAUCGUGGGUUCUUCUCAUUUGAUUCUCUUCUGGUGGUGCAGAAAAAGGAACCAACGACGGAUGAAGGAAUGACGUCGGAAUCCGAUCCACAACCAGGAAUUGUAGAGGGAAACGCUGAUGGGUCAUCAACUUCAAGCAAAAUUGUGGUGGAAAAGGCUGAUGAUGGGUUAUCAAGCGAAAUUUCAAUUCACGUGGGCGAAGCAAUUGAUGGGCCAGCUACUAGGCAGAGUGUCAGUGCAGUGAAGCGGUUUCUCGCCUUCGUUCUUCAACCCUUUCCGCGUCCAGCUGCACCAGGUUUGAAGGAUUAG
This is a messenger RNA of Oldenlandia corymbosa var. corymbosa, 369 nucleotides long. The record is from the annotation of a GenBank genome assembly. Lineage: Eukaryota; Viridiplantae; Streptophyta; Magnoliopsida; Gentianales; Rubiaceae.